Pomacea canaliculata is the source of this 1422-nucleotide messenger RNA. RefSeq lists its product as uncharacterized. Bases 276 to 1022 code for a protein of 248 amino acids. Gene Ontology annotation, cellular component: extracellular region; membrane. Lineage: Eukaryota; Metazoa; Mollusca; Gastropoda; Architaenioglossa; Ampullariidae. Gene Ontology annotation, biological process: lipoprotein metabolic process; lipid transport. The record is from RefSeq and is a predicted model, not a curated record. The transcript is spliced from 3 exons. Gene Ontology annotation, molecular function: lipid binding.
GCCGUCUCCUAGGGACCAGCGGCCAUUUUAAAAUGUCAGUGCUUGUGUGAGUAACACACACACACAGCGCUGACAUCAGCUUGGGCAAGGCACGAGCAGAGAAUUUUCUCGAAACUUGACAAUAUUUCCGGCCUCGUGUACAGGUUACGAAAGUGGUUCAAAGGGAAACAUGUGCGUGACGUGUUCACGGGUCGUCGAGCAGACUGUUGAUGUCGCCACCUGUCGUGUUCUACUGCUGGUAGAUGUGAGAUAAGGACCUUACAGUGAAGAAAAAAAUGACGGGCAAAGACCAUCUGAAGUUUGAAGCCCGUAUACUACGAAAAAUCAUAAGGGGAAUAAUGAAAGAACUGGAUGACCAUCACAAAAAUGUAAACAUUGCCACUGCCACUGGCAGUGCUGCAUCCGUUGUUGGUGGAGUGUUAACAGUAGCGGGCGCCAUCCUCGCGAUCCCAACAGCAGGUCUGUCUCUGGCUGUGGUUGGUGGCGGCGCCAUAUUGGCUGGUGCUGGUGGCGCCGUCUGUCUGGGAGCAUCGAUAGUGGAGCGCAUCAUCCAGAAGCACAACCUGUCGGACGUGCAGACGAGAUGGGAACAAUUUCAAAGAGACUUAGCGAUCUACUACACUGACUGUUAUGGUUCUGAGGAGGUUACUCAGGAUAUUUUGACAAUCGUCGGGAAGAUCAUCGACGGGGUGAUGGAAGCCAAGCAAGGGUAUCAACUGAUCCAGGGUAGUGUGGCGACAGUCGAAGCGCUCAGAGUGGGUGCGUUGGGCGGCAGGCUGGCGGCGGGUGCCUCACGGGUGGGCAGUAUUGUUGAGGCGAGUGCGGUGGGAGGUGUGGCGGUUCUGGGCAGUAAGGCCGUGGGCAGAGCGUUCUUGGUCCUGAAUGUCGUCCUCAUCCCCAUCAGCCUGGUGGACCUCGUGCGGUCAGCGUCUGCAGCCAACAGUGGCGAGCGGUCAGCUGCAUCGUCUAGACUGGAGAGACUGGCUGACUUCCUGGAUAAGGUUGCCAACGAUGAGCUGUAGAGACAUGAGAACAUUCACUCACACAGAGGCAUGAACAUACACACACAACCUCCCUCCCCAAACAAAAAAACAACACAUACUUAAAUGCUUUUAUGAACUCGGAAGCAUGCUUUGUCUGAGCCACACACACGCACGCACGAACUUAUUUAUGCAGAGCCAGGGAGGUUGUCAAGGCAACUGAUGACUGGUUUGGGAACUGACAAAAUUUGUUAAAAGCUGCCCAAGACAGUAUCACGGAGUUUUCUACUAACCAGAAGACAUCUAAGCAAGUUAAAAUUUGUCUGUAUUCCUUUAUUUUUAUGUCUAUUUAAAAAGAGAGUGACUGUUGUAUGGAUAUGUUUCUGAAAUGAAUUACAAGGUUGUUUUUUUUUCAAUAAAGUCUUGACUGUUAAGAGGGCUA